UAGUUGCAAGGAAUAUCUCGGAUGUUGUUGAUGCCUGCGGGGUUGACAGCCAUGACACUGAUGACAGCCAGGGUAGUCGAUUUAGGCUUGCCCCUGAGGCAUCAAGGCAGCAUUUUGCACAAAGCGCUAAGCAACUGGAACGACGUCGGACUCGCAAGCAACCUGACCUUUAAAAAAUUCACGAGGGCUCGACAAGGCUCUGCAGCUCGACCCCAGAAUCUCUUGUUCUACACCACAGCGCCACAACUGAUGGCCGGCACGCAUUUUUCAUGAUCCAUGACGUGUCGCUAUCUUUACCGAUGUCUCCAGCCGACUAGUCGAGUGUUUCUGUCGUCUACGUUCCCCAAAUGGCAGUCCGCUCUUACCAUUCCGUCACUUGAGCCAUCACGCUCUUACGCCUUCAACACGAGCCGCAAAAAUCGCAAUAAGACUACUGGCAAUGCCACCGAUCCGAAGCUCGCUCAGUACUGGGCUACUAUCCACGAUGCUGAAGCCUACCUUAAAUUACCCUUGUCAAAAGUCGAUGGUCGAUGGCGCGCGAAACGCCUGAGAGGGCGGGCGAGGGCUUUGUUGCAGCAGAAGAUCGACAAGAAGAUAGAAAAAUCUGGUGAUGACCCAAAGGAGCGCUCCAGGCUCGUCAAGAAGAUGAGCGCAUUCGAAUUAGAACUUUACCACGAGGACGAAGGGACCGUUGCCUCUGCAAGCACCAUACCAGAUCUUAUAGGAAAAGCUUUAGACGAGUCUUUAAAGAUGGAAGCAAAGGCCCACGUGAGGCCGUCUCCCGGCAGUUCAGAACCGAACAAGACCAAGGAUGUUGGAAAUACCAGGCACGAGAGACCUGCGCGUCCAAACAAGAACAAGGAGCCCUGGCAGGUGCAGAAAGAGGCGCUCAAAGACAAGUUUGGCGAUGAGCCUUGGACACCCAGGAAGAAGCUUUCACCAGGCACCAUGGACGGUAUGCGUAUGUUGCAUCAAUCGGACAAGGCGAAAUAUACAACUGCGGUUUUGGCCGACUCUUUCAAGAUCUCGCCCGACGCGGUCAGACGCAUUCUAAAGAGCAAAUGGGAACCUUCUGAGGAGGAGGCCGAUGAAAGACGAGAACGGUGGGAGCGCCGAGGCCAGAAGAUAUGGGAGAAUAAGGUUGAGAUGGGCAUGAAGCCACCUAAGAAGUGGCGCGAAAGGGGUGUUGGCCGUGCAGAGCCUGGCUUCUAUCCCAAGUGGAAGAAAGGAGGGCAGGCGAAGCCGUUCGCUAGUGACGACCCGUUACCGUUCGGUGAAUCAUAUACUGAGGUCAGAGCACGCAAGGAGCCCAGGGAUAUCAGGACCGUCUCGAGUCAGAUCCUGUAAAGUUCGAGAUGUAUUGUAAUUACUGUACCAUAAGGAAUAAAUGAAUGUAUAAAUAUCCAAUAGACGCAACUAAGUGCGUGUAGUGGAGGUAGGGUAUGUAAAUUAGAGAAAGUGCAAGGCAUGUGUCACG
Messenger RNA from Pseudovirgaria hyperparasitica, 1477 nucleotides. RefSeq lists its product as uncharacterized. Gene Ontology annotation, cellular component: nucleus. Lineage: Eukaryota; Fungi; Ascomycota; Dothideomycetes; Acrospermales; Acrospermaceae. The coding region runs from base 277 to 1347 and encodes 356 amino acids. The record is from RefSeq and is a predicted model, not a curated record. The transcript has a single exon.